AUGUCCAAACCAGAAUCGUGCGACGAGAACGCAUGCAAGCCAUUUGCUUGCGCCAUUCAAGAUUGCUUGAUUGAAAACGGAUACAACGAGUCCAAAUGCACAAAGGCCAUAGACAACUUGUACAAGUGUUGCAAGCAGUUUUACGAGGAAAACGGGCCCGACGCAGCCAGUGUGUGCUGCCCGAAAUUCAAUCUUUUGCAGCUCAAGUUGAAGCAGCGGCUGUUGGGGAAAAUCGACGCCGAGCUCAUACAAUCAAGAAAAUAG
Clavispora lusitaniae ATCC 42720 is the source of this 264-nucleotide messenger RNA. RefSeq lists its product as uncharacterized. Lineage: Eukaryota; Fungi; Ascomycota; Pichiomycetes; Serinales; Metschnikowiaceae. The record is from RefSeq and is a predicted model, not a curated record. Gene Ontology annotation, cellular component: mitochondrial intermembrane space.